AUGUACGAGCCUACCACCGCGCUGUCUUUGCACCGCUUGAGCCGGCAAAGUCUCCAUAAGCGCUAUGAAUCAGAUGAAGAAGAUGUCUCCGAAUCAGAUGCUGGCGGUCACGACUUUGUUCCAUCCCCGACAGGCUCCCAGCGAGCCGGGGCCUUUGACUCUGAUAUCAGUGCCGACGAGAACUCCCAUGUUGACCCGGAUUCGGACCGGGAGGAUGAGCUGCUGGCACCGUAUCGAGAAGCCAAGCGGCAACGUCCCGUCUCCAUGGACACUGUGAAACGAAGCAGCGAUGUCAGUUUCGUGGAAGAUGCAUACGUCUUCGACCCUGAAGAGGACAUAGUGCUGGAACUGCCUUCACUAGACAGUCCUGCUCCGCUUGCAUCGAGUCUCUUCCUGCAGCCCGCCAUCUAUGUCUCGCCUAACACUCCCCCGACUACCAAUAUUCGGUCUCGCUCAUCCUCUCCAUCGUCUAUCUUCUCAGUGGAGAACGCUGAGAUCCAGAUUGCCAAGAAGAUCACUUUGAUGGAACCGUCAACCCGGCCGACGUUGGUCUUCAUCAACUCUCUAGGCUCACGCUCGAAGAACGCUAGAUCUCGACCUAGCCGGUCUCGCACACGGGGAAACCCUCGAGACCGCGAGUCUCGUAUAUUCGAUGGAAGAUUCGAAAACGGGCUCGAGGUUCCACGGCUGGCCGGGAUGAAGACUUCAGCAUCAAAGGACACGGAGCACCCCGAGUCAAGCUCGGAUGAAUCGACGAGCACGACGCCCGCAAUGCCCCCUACAGACGACGACACGCCCCGUCCUCUCCAAAGCGCGAAUAUCAACUGCGUCUCCGAGAUCCCAGUGGUCCCGUUUUUCCCUCCAUCACCACACAUCAGGCCGCAAUCAAUGUACCGCCCUCGCCCACGCACCUCUGGCGCAGAAAAGCCCAUCCCAGCCAUGCCCAACGCACGACCACGCCGUCCCACAGAACCAGGCCCAGGCCGCCGUCCAGCCUCCAUCCGCAGCAACAGCAACAGCAGCGUCCCCUCCUACGCCUCCCGCCCAACCUCCCCCUUCUCAUCAGACCUGGGUUACAUCCCAGAUCACUACAGUGAGGCGGGAUCCCUCCUCUCCCGCACCUCCAGCCCCGUCUCCUUCGCCUCCUCCCCACCACCCUCCUACCAGCCCCAAUCCCAGCCCCUCAAACGCGGCCACACCCCCUCAAAGCACAGCGUCUCCAACAUCCUCGCCCAACGAUCCCCAAUGAUGCGCCGCAUGACCCGCGAACACUCCGCCACUUCCAGCAUCGCCUCCACCAGCAGCAUGAGCAAUAGCUCGACGGUUCACAUCUCAGUAUCGGGAACCCAGACCCCCUUGAUGGCGGUCAACUAUGAUUCCCAUGUGGUCCGGAAACCGAGCCAACGCCGCCAUGCGCGGCAUAAUAGUGCUGCUCCUGGCGGACGCAAGUUUAUGGGAUUGAAGUUGGGGAAAAAGUCUUUUACGAAGGCAUAA
This is a messenger RNA of Penicillium daleae, 1494 nucleotides long. RefSeq lists its product as uncharacterized. Lineage: Eukaryota; Fungi; Ascomycota; Eurotiomycetes; Eurotiales; Aspergillaceae. The coding region runs from base 1 to 1494 and encodes 497 amino acids. The transcript has a single exon. The record is from RefSeq and is a predicted model, not a curated record.